AUGGGAGUUGAUGUUGCAAAAAGAAGUCAGGAAAGUUCUUGUGGAUCAAUAGAAGUUCAGGAUUUGUCAUUUUCAUAUGUCAGGAAGAUGUCUGUUAUUAGUUGGGUCCCUCCAUCUUCUUCUGCAAUGCAUCCUGCACAUCCUACAAUAGCAACUUCUUUAGAUGAAAAUAAGGAGGAAAAUGGAAAUAAAGAAGAGUUGAAAGAAAAUUCUAAGGGCACUGAGAAUGUUAUAGACGAAUCUAGUAUUAGGGAUGAUAUGAAUAGCGCAGAAGAGCAAAAUAGAAUAGAUGGGGUUAUAGAUUUGAGUGGUCAAAAUGAUAUAUCUACUUUUAGCAACCAGGCACGUGCACCACCCUUGUCUACACCUGUGCAAUCCAAGCGGGUUAUGUUGAUGUUUAAUCGCAUAUUUAUGUCUUCUGAAAAAGAUUCAGAUUCUCAUAAAUUAAAGAAACAUGAAAAGGAUAAGGCUGAGUCGAAUGGUAAAGUAACUGGCACAAAUGACAAAACAUCUGUGCUUCCAAAGGUUUCUGAAGCAAGUGUGAAUGAAAAUCAAGACCCUUUGAAAACAAGUAGUGAUCGGAUUAUCCGGACUGUUUCUGAUCGUUUUACUUUAUUAAUAGACGGUACACAUUUUCAUACUCUUCGAAGAGUUCGACGUGAAGAAAAACUUCGUUCAAUGCUUCGUGAUUUUCUUGGCGGGAAUGCCAAGAAAGAAGCGCGUAUGUGUGCUCUUGAUAAUACUCCGCAAGCAAAUAAUCUAAGUCUCAUUAAUGGUUGCAUGAAUAAAAUGAAAUCAGAAAGAUCAGAUUUGUCUAAAAAAGAGAAGGAUUACACAAAUACAAGUGCUAGUUUGGUUCAGAAGUAUGGAAAAUGUCAUGAAGUAAUAGGAAAAGGUGCAUUUGGAGUGGUACGUAUUUCUCAUAAGGCUGAUCCUGAGAAUGCACAUGCUGAGCAAUUGUAUGCUAUUAAGGAGUUUCGUCGACGUCCUUCAGAAUCUACAAAGAAGUAUACUAAACGCUUGACUUCUGAAUUUUGUAUUUCAUCUUCUUUGCGACAUCCGAAUGUUAUUCACACUCUUGAUCUUUUGCAAGAUUCUAAAGGGGAUUAUUGUGAAGUUAUGGAAUUUUGUGCUGGUGGUGAUUUGUAUUCUUUAAUUCUCGCAUCUGGAAAACUUGAUAUGAUAGAAGCCGAUUGUUAUUUUAAACAAUUAAUGCGAGGUGUAGAGUAUAUGCAUGAGAUGGGAGUUGCACAUAGGGAUUUGAAACCUGAAAAUCUUCUUUUAACACAUAAUGGUGCCCUUAAAAUCACUGAUUUUGGAAAUGGUGAAUGUUUUAGGAUGGCAUGGGAAAAAAAGGCACAUCUAACAUGUGGGCUUUGUGGAUCCAUACCAUAUAUUGCUCCAGAGGAGUAUACAGAUAAGGAAUUUGAUCCUCGUGCUGUAGAUGUUUGGGCAACGGGUGUAAUUUACAUGGCAAUGCGUACGGGACGCCAUUUAUGGCGAGUAGCUAAGCAGGACGAGGAUGAUUUUUAUGAUAAGUAUCUUGAAGAAAGAAAAAAUAAAGCAGGUUAUGAGCCUAUUGAGUCUUUGCAAAGGACGCAUUGUCGGAAUGUCAUUUACUCUAUCCUUGAUCCUUCACCCGAACGUCGUAUUUCAGCUAAACAUGUUCUUCGUACUGAGUGGGGAAAAGAAAUUUUGGUCUGUAAAGCAGGAGAAGUUGGGUUUUGA
Molecule: messenger RNA, 1728 nt
Organism: Pneumocystis jirovecii RU7
Lineage: Eukaryota; Fungi; Ascomycota; Pneumocystomycetes; Pneumocystales; Pneumocystaceae
Exons: 5
Coding region: 1-1728 (575 amino acids)
Biological process (GO): protein phosphorylation; intracellular signal transduction; intracellular monoatomic cation homeostasis
Molecular function (GO): protein serine/threonine kinase activity; ATP binding
Source: RefSeq, a predicted model, not a curated record